Molecule: messenger RNA, 756 nt
Organism: Coprinopsis cinerea okayama7#130
Lineage: Eukaryota; Fungi; Basidiomycota; Agaricomycetes; Agaricales; Psathyrellaceae
Exons: 5
Coding region: 1-756 (251 amino acids)
Source: RefSeq, a predicted model, not a curated record
AUGUUGAAUGAGCUAUAUCCCAACCGCAAGCAACGACCCUGCUUCAGAGGUUAUGGCCGCUGUCGCUCGAUCAGCUACGAGGGGACUGGCCCUGUAUUUUUCUCGUCCGGUGCGACUAUUCAGGCCAGCGAAAGGUUGGAUACUCUCUGCUGGCCCAUGAGCACCUGUGAUCGAGCUUCUCAACCUUCCGAACCAGUUACAGGAUGGCAAUUCUUGAGGAACAUUGCUUCACAGGAAGGUGCCUCUUUGACCCCCAACUAUGUUCUCACUAUGUGUAAAACCCAGGGUGUUUGGGUAGUGCCCAAGCACUUCCUACCGCCGAUACUAUUGAAUGCAGCACUGGGGACCGUUUUGUGGACAUCCUAUGGCCUGGCCAAUGAAGCAAUAACCGAACGAUUCGGAGAUGAUCACCCAAUACGCACAGCCGCAUUGGCUGGAGGGUUCGCUGGAGGCUGCCAGGCCCUUGUCGCUGCCCCGGCAGAGAAUGUUCGGCUUCUCCUGGAAGGCGGAUCUGGAGGUCAUUCCUGGAGCUGUGUUUGGAAAGAGGUCUUUCGGAGCCGCGUCUCGCCACCCUCCCUCUCGCAUCAUCAACAACUGCAAGAAAUCCGGGAACUCAGACAUUGGCUUCAUGAAGUUGGAGAAAUGGCUGGUAGAGGCUGGGAUGGAUGGAAGUGGGGCUGCGGAAAGGACAUUUGCGCCUUCUUCACGGUCUUCGAGAUGACACGGCGUACAAGUCUUGGCUGGACUUGUUUAUGA